GCAGAUUCAGUUAGAAACAUCUAGUGUAGAUGUCUCAUUGCUUUUAUUGUACGUUUACCAAAUUAAAUCAAGGAUAAAAUGUAUCAUUAAAGUUCGUUAAAAUGACAGAACAAUUAAAGUUAUUAAUCUGCUUAUGCAUAACUUGGAAAGUAAUCUUUGGUCAAGACAAGUGCGAUACCACGAUCUUCUGCGAGGAAAACAGUCUGUGUGUGUUAACUCACAUAUGGGAGAAUAUUCCAGAAGAUGUGACAAUCACUUGGCACAAAGACGAUGAUCCAGUGUGUAACUGCAGGAUGGCAGGAAAAUGUAAAACACUCAUUCAGUACAGUGAUAGGAUUGUUGGACAUAACCAAGUAUAUGGCACGCUCAUUGAAAACAAAUUAUUUUUUUUACCAAAUGCUUUGGAAGCUGAUCAAGUGAUUAAAUGGAGUUUAACGGCAUACAUUUCAAAUAGCAAAGUAUUGUUAUGCAGUUGGCAAUCAAGAUUCUACAGAAAAAUUAUUUACACCCAAAGUUACAUUGAAGAGACGCAGCCUACAAAGCUGACUUUAGUAUUUGAAUCGUAUCCAAACUGUCUAUGUCUGUUUACAGAUGCGUUAGCAAAAAUACCAUCAAACUUUAACGUUGAUCACGCCUAUGCUCCAGUACCUCACCACCCUUAUCAUGUGAUCUCUUAUUGUUCUUUGCCUUUGAUAAUAACUAAAGAAGAGCAUGAAUAUAGUUUUCGUGUUACUGCAUAUCCUAAUUUGACAAGUUUAUCUGAUGACUUGAACUAUGGAAUCCAUGUGAAUGUUCAUUUGAAAAUUGAUCGCCCAAAGGUUGCAUUUAAUUGUAAGACUAACGUUAAUGAGGGUGAGAGAAUAAACUGUGCCUGUACUAAGUCUGACGCUAGUAAUUUGACAACAGAAGUUCGAUGGUAUAACAAUAGCACCAUUUUGGCCAUCGGGAACGACGAAGCAUUACUUGAUUUGAAAGCGGAACUACCUUUAACAGACUUCAUUUGUGUUGGUUCAAACUCUCUUGGAUGGAAAAGCAAAAAAAUGCAUUAUAAACUAACGAUCCGAGAUAAAGUGGACCUUAAAACGUUUUCAUGCCCAGACAAACGGCAGCAAAUAUGUGGUCGGCAUGGCUUAUGUUUCUACAACUACGAAUUUUGCACAAAAGACAAAAAAGUUGAAUCUUGUUUUCCAAACGUCACUGAUUUGUUAGAAUGGUGUAGAGAAAAAGGCCAGUAUGACACUUCAUUAAUGAGAGACAAACAGUGUGGCCAUGCCUGUAUAUCGAGAUUUGGCCUGAAUCAGCUUUUAAGUAAAAAUGUACAAAGAGAACCAGAUGAAGUAAAUGCGGCUGGAAUCAUCGAUCAGGAAUUGCCUAAAAUACUAUUGUAUGCAUUUCUCACACUGAUUGUUUUAGUAUUAUUUGCAAUGUUAAUAUUUCUCAUAAGGAGAUGGAAACAAAAAAGUGAUCUACGGAAUCAUGAAGAAACAUCAACGUAACUUCAGCCUCAUGUAAUCUCAAGGGAUAGAUUAAAUAUAAGAGAUUUGUUUGCAAUGUUAUUAAAAUAUAUGUAGUUAUAAAAUUUUGUUUUUUACUAAUAAGGUCUGCUGUUAUUAUUUGCUAACUAAAAAUGUUUGUAUAUGAUUGCAAGUGUUUUCGAAUUUGCCUCACAGCUAAAAAAAACGGUGUAAAUAAAAUUGUACCUUAAAAUAAAAAGUAUUCAUUUUCUUUGUAUUUG
This is a messenger RNA of Physella acuta, 1735 nucleotides long. RefSeq lists its product as uncharacterized. The record is from RefSeq and is a predicted model, not a curated record. NCBI's taxonomy places the organism in Eukaryota, Metazoa, Mollusca, Gastropoda, Physidae.